CUGCAGGGUCCGGUCCCGGAGAGAGGCGGCGACAGAGUCCAUCCGCUCCACACCUUCUCUGACAGGAUAUUUUUCCCGUUUUGAGUCAAUAGCCUUCAACGUGUAACCUUCUCCGCCCUCAUCUCGCUGAGAAAACCCAGUGGCAGGGAGACACAUUUGAUCUAGUCAUUGCCUUUAGUGUUUUCCUCAGUUCGGUGUGUCAGGCUGCAGAUGCAGAGAGUGGCCGAGGAUCACCAGGACUCGACCAUGGGGAUUUAAACCGAGCAACAAGGGAAGGAACUGACUUUGGUUUGAAAUCCUGAGAAGAUCAUGCAACAUCUCAAGAUAUGGCGAUCUCUGCUUCUUUUUGUCAUUUUCUUCCAGCCGGGGAUCUCAGACAAAUACGGAUGUCUGUUUGAGAGGAAACUCUGCCCAUUGGAACAGUUCUGUUCAAAUGAUGGACUGUUUGGCCAGUGCCGGAGCUCCAAGCAGGACCAGGUCCAGUACCAGGUGUCGGUGCCGGUCCUGAAGAGGAUGCAGGAGGUCCUCAAACAGCUGAUGAUGCAUGAUCUGUCAUGGCAGGAUGACAUCACCCAGUACAUCAUAUCCAGGGAGCUGAAGAGAGUUCCUCACACGACGCGCCACGCUAAGGCCCCCCCUCCCUCCUCCCAGUCCAGGCAGCAGAACCACCGCCACAGCGCCAAGCCCCCGUCCAUGCCCCCGGCGGAGAACUACCUGGACUACAUGAUCGUCGAGCCCCCCCGGUCCCCCCUCCACAUGCAGACUGCCUCCAUGGACCCCUACGCAUACCAGCACCAGCACAGGUACGCAGACGAGGUGGAGCGAUCCUUACACCCCAUUGGUGGAGGGCUCAGCUAUGGCCGUCCCUCUGCACGCUCACAGGCCAAUCAGAGAGAGCGGGAGCGGGAGCGUGACAGACAGAUGCUGCAGGAAGCCAUGUCCCUGUACCUGACGUCUGACCAGCCCUCCCACCGGCACCGCGGAGCCGCGCCCAUGACCCCCGCAGGCCUGCCGUACUACGAUGACCUGGAACUGGAGCUGCCGGUAGACUAUGUGGAAGACUACACCCUGGAGGAGAGAGUGGGUACUGUGGCGCGGCCCCCGCCCCCGCAGCAGAAGAAGAAGCCCCUUCAGGACCGCCUGCCAGCCACCAACGACGGGUUACAGCAGCGCAUGUCCGGGGUGCUGGAGGGCUAUGGGAUGGAUCCCAGGAAGCUGAGCCCCCAGCAGCUCUACAGACUGGCCCUCAUCCUGCAGCUGAUCCAGGCCGAGGACCGGACAGAGCCCUUAGAGACGGAUCUUCUGGCCCUCAAAGAGACCCAGCUGGUGAAGAAGCCGGAGGGCAAGGCACCCAGCUCCACGGAGAAGGCUGCUCUGCCCCCGGCCGCCCCUGUAGCAGCGGCCCCCGGCCCGAGCAGGUCCUCCACCCCCUCUUCUCCCUCCGCCCGGGCCCCUCCCACCACCGCCACCGCUGCCGCCGGUGUAGCCAAGGCUCCGGGCCUGCCGCCCCCCGUCCCGCCCGGCCCCCCUGCCCAGCCCGGGGCAGCGGAGGCUGGGCAGGGGCUGAGGGACCAGGCGGUGCAGCUGGACGAGGGCUCCAGAGCCAAGGAGGAGUACGGCUACAUCGUCACCAACCAGAGCCCCCUGAGUCUGUAUGAUGGAAUCAAGCUAUUGGAGCUGUUGGCUGAUAAAAUUCACCUAGCAACGAGCAGCUUCAUCAACAUCAGCGUGGUGGGGCCUGCUCUGACGUUCCGUAUCCGCCAGAACGACCUGAACAUGACGGCGGCAGAGGUAGCAGCUAAAGCAGUGUCAGAGAAGAACUUCCUGGAGUCUGAGAGCAGCCUGAAGAUAGUACAGACGGGGACUGGAGAGAGAACAGAUGUACGGGGUCUCCCCCAGGUCACCAGGGUCUCGCAGGGGUCAAGCGGGACGGUCAUCACACUGGUCUCCAUGGCAGUUGUGGGAGGACUGCUGGUAUUGGCCAUGGCGGCUGCUUGUCUCAGGCACCACACUAACCACCUGGCCAAUGGGAAGCUUGGCCUGGGGCCGGAGGGCGGAGCCGAAACACACUUUGACUACCAGGAGCUGUGUCGGCAGCACAUGGCCUCCAAGUCCUCCUUGUCCCGGCACGACAGCGCCAGCGGGGGCGGUGCCGGGGGGGGCAGCCUGGCCAGCGGCACCGUGACGGCAGCCGGGGCGGGGGGCCGCCGCGGGACCGACACCUCGCGCGUCAGCAGCGUCUCCUCCCAGUUCAGCGACGGGCCCCAGCACAGCCCCUCCUCCACCCACAGCUCCACCCCCUCCUGGAGCGAGGAGCCCGCCCAGUCCAACAUGGACAUCUCCACGGGCCACAUGAUCCUGGCCUACAUGGAGGACCACCUGAGGAACAAGGACCGCCUGCAGAAGGAGUGGGAGGCACUGUGCUCCUACCAGGCCGAGCCCAGCUCCGUGGCCCUGGCCCAGAGGCCCAGCAACAUGGAGAAAAACCGCCACGCCGACUCACUGCCAUAUGACCACUCUCGAGUGAAGCUGAAGAUGGAUGUGAACCCAACUAAGGAGGACUACAUUAACGCCAGUAUAAUAAUCGACCACGACCCCCGGCUGCCCGCCUACAUCGCCACGCAGGGCCCGCUGCCCCACACCAUCGCCGACUUCUGGCAGAUGGUCUGGGAGAACGGCUGUACGGUCAUAGUGAUGAUGACGGCACUGGUGGAGGACGGAGAGAAGCAGUGUGAGCGCUACUGGCCUGACGAAGGCUCCUCCCUCUAUCACAUCUACGAGGUGAACCUGGUGUCGGAGCACAUCUGGUGUAAGGACUUCCUGGUGCGCAGCUUCUACCUGAAGAACGUGCAGACCCAGGAAACCCGGACCCUCACCCAGUUCCACCUGCUCAGCUGGCCUGCAGACGGCAUUCCCACCUCCACACGGCCCCUGCUCGACUUCCGCAGAAAGGUCAACAAGUGCUACCGAGGUCGCUCCUGUCCCAUCAUUGUUCACUGCAGCGGCGGCACGGAGAGGACCGGCGCGUACAUCCUCAUCGACAUGGUGCUGAACCGCAUGGCCAAAGGAGUGAAGGAGAUCGACAUCGCAGCCACAUUGGAGCACAUCAGAGACCAAAGGCCUGAGCUUGUUCGCACCAAGGACCAGUUUGAGUUCGCCUUGACGGCCGUGGCAGAGGAGGUGAACGCCAUCUUGAAAGCCCUCCCACAGUGAGAAGCAGUACCUAAGGAAGAACCUGUAUCGGACACACACACACACACACACACACACACACACACACACACACACACACACACACACACACACACACACACACACACACACACACACACACACACACACACACACUCCACACACAUACACACACACACUCCACACACACACUCCACACACACACACACACACACACACACACACACACACACACACACACACACACCACACACACGUACAAAAUACACACACAGACACAUGCUCGUUCAACAUCAUUGGCAUCCCAUGAGCCGACAGAAAGUGGAGUUGAUGCACGGUAGCCCGUAUGGAAAAACAGGGUGUACAUUAGAAAUUAGCGCAUGACAACAUGCCAAUGAUGUAAACAACAAUUAUUAUUCCUUCAGAAAUCCCUUUGUACUAACUGGGAGUGAUUCCCGGGUCCCAGUAUUAUUCUAUCUCUGAUCUUGACCAGGAAACAAUGUCUGUUAUUGUGCUGUUCUCUCCAGCCCGUUUAUUUGAAAUGAAACCGGGGGUACAUUGUACAGUAAAGAGGAAGCUUCUGUUGCUUUUUGCCAUCAGAGAACAUCAUUGGGUGUGUUCGCUAAGGACACAUUCAUAAAAGCAGUUGAUGCACUGCACUCAAACAAUGACUUCAGAUAUGGUUUGGGGUCGGGAGUGGCAGCCAUCGUCGUGAUGUCUUUAAAGAUCUUUAACUUUGUAGAUUCUGUCCCUUCUAAUCUGUGUGGUGUCGUGGGGGAUGCGAGCUGCAGUCAUCUUGUGUUGCCGUUGAUAUAACAUCUAAUAGGUUCCAACUCAAGUGUCUAUGCCUUGACAAAAUGAUUGUCUGCCUGAGAACUGCACACUGAAACAUCUAGACACACUCGACACACAAAUACACACACAUGAACACAAUCACACACAAAUACUGUCUACAGUUUCUUUCACGGAUUUGUCUUCAGUGUGUUAUAUUGUGAUUACUGUAAAUAAUUCACCGCCAUUAAUGUCUUUCUUUAAUGUAGCAGACACAUAUAAAAUAACUAUAAAAAUGUAUUUUUGACUUGCCCUGAAUAAAUUUGUGAUGUGACGCAGCAUUUAA
This is a messenger RNA of Gadus macrocephalus (Pacific cod), 4309 nucleotides long. It is a transcript of the gene ptprna, whose product is annotated as protein tyrosine phosphatase receptor type Na. Gene Ontology annotation, cellular component: secretory granule. The record is from RefSeq and is a predicted model, not a curated record. Gene Ontology annotation, biological process: protein dephosphorylation. Lineage: Eukaryota; Metazoa; Chordata; Actinopteri; Gadiformes; Gadidae. Gene Ontology annotation, molecular function: protein tyrosine phosphatase activity. Bases 310 to 3213 code for a protein of 967 amino acids. The transcript is spliced from 24 exons.